Messenger RNA from Myiozetetes cayanensis, 6749 nucleotides. It is a transcript of the gene BLOC1S5, whose product is annotated as biogenesis of lysosomal organelles complex 1 subunit 5. The record is from RefSeq and is a predicted model, not a curated record. Lineage: Eukaryota; Metazoa; Chordata; Aves; Passeriformes; Tyrannidae. The coding region runs from base 4305 to 4835 and encodes 176 amino acids. Gene Ontology annotation, cellular component: BLOC-1 complex; transport vesicle. The transcript has 6 exons.
AAGAUUUUUGUGUGUUCCUCACUUCAUUUCUUACUCAAGUGUCAAUGCAAGUUUCCAGAUUAUAAAAAACCAACCAAACCCCACCUCAACAAAACCAAUCAAAAACCUUAGCUUAAGAUAAGCUGAACUGGUCUGUCAGUUCACUAGCAAUGUUUUAACGUUGGUUUUAAAAACAGCAACACUCUUGUUGAGUCACACAUUUGGACGGGUCAUUUAAAUGUAGAAUGUGGUCCCUCCAUUUUUAACAAAGUUAAGAGUGCUAACUUUAAUUGCUUAAAUAUCUUUGCACAAUUCAGUUAACAUUUCUUUUAACACAUGAAAGAAAAAAAAUUAUAUUUUAAUUGAUAAAUUGACUUCUAUAUUGGUUUCUACAGCAGCACUUAGCAGACAACUUCACUUGUACAUUCUUUAGUCUUAACUUGUGUGCUGCUUUAGGAACUUCCCACCAAGUAAAUAUAAAUACGAAGAUCUGUCUUGGAUAGAUGUUUUAUAACAUUCAUAAUGCUCAGUCCUUAAAAAAAAAAAAAAAAGGUAGGUAGAUAAUUAAAAUGUGUCCUGACACAGAAAUGGACACAAGAAAAUUGUACAGGUAAGCAUAACCUGGACAAUUCUGGGCUCUAAUAAGUGUUUUCUGUAUAUAUAUAAUUUUUGAUAGAGGAUUUACAGGUAGACCAAGUUACUUUUAGAGUGGAAAUACUUAAUUUCAGAAAUUUCUCAUCAUUUUUCAGGGGGCUUAAAUCUCUGCUUCUGCCAUGUCUCAUGUUAGCUACUCUUGUUCCUUGCUAUUUAGAAACUCACCUUCUGUACUUACAAAGAUCUCACUGAAAUCUUGAGAUCUGUUCGAGAAUUGUGGAGUGGGCUUUAGUACAAAUGUGUUGGAGACUUCAUGAUCCAAUUUUUUUCGUAUUUGACUACCUGAAAGCUUCAGGUGUUUGCUGUCAGUUCUUGCACUCUUAAUUCCCAGUUUAUUCAAACAUUUUCUACCUAGUAUUAUGUAUACAAGUGAGUUUGCUUUUCCCCUCAACUAUGUGUGGGAGCAUGUGAUGAUAAGACUUAAAAAAAUACUUACACUUCUACUCAAUUCUACUGUAAUGAGCUGGUUUCUGUUUCAGAAGGGGAGCAUGGGUGUGAAUCAUCAGUGCAUUUGUUCAGGGUUUAGGGAAUUUCACAUUCAUCUUACAGAUUUACUGGUUUUAUCUGCUAUUCCAAGUGAGAAUUAUUUAUGUUUUGUGAAGUAUCUGUGCAAGUCGUCGUCUGUGAGAACAGCAGCUUAUGUUACAGCUGAGACCACUGAAAUGCAACCAGAGCUAAAUAUUGCUAAAAACAAUACUGUCAUCUUUAUGGGCGUCUUUUGUAGAGAUGUUGCUACAAAAUGUCAUUUCAUUAAUCCCAAAUAGCUGCUGUUUCCAAGUAUUGGGAUUUCUCACGUUGCCUACAUGCUGCCACUGCAGUAUCCCCUAGCCUCUUGUGCCAGUUUUAUUUUCUCUGGUGUAGAACAGAAGUGUUACUUGCUGCUGAAAUACUAUUAAAAAAAAUUCACCUACCAGAAAGAUGAAAUGUUUAGAAUUGGAUUAGUAGUAUUUAACUCUUUACUAUCUAAAAAGCAUUUGGUCAUUAUCAUAUGGUUACUUGAGCAUAUUUCAAUUUUCUCUCUCCUGCACAGAGAAACUUAAAGGGAUAGAGGGUUAAAAGCAAAGAAGAAUGGAGACUUUGCCUUUAGAGAGAUGACUGGGAAAACCAGAUGGUAUUGAUUUUUCUCCCAUCUCCCCCUUUCUGUCUAAUGCCUUUUGAUCAAGGACAACCAAAUCUGUAAAACAACUUCUGAGAAAUCACACAGAUGUAGCGUGAGUCUAUCUGAGACUGUAUGAGGUACAUUUUUUACAAUUAUACUUCAUAAUUUUUACAAAUGAGGUGUACUGUAGCAUGAGCUUUCAAAUUAACAUUGAUGGUCAGUAUAAAGGGUGUACAUGGGCAAAUCUUCAGCUGGUUUUAAAGGUACUUCCCACCUGUCUUUCUAUAAUAUUUUAUUAUACUUUCACUGAACGUUAGUAAAAGAGACUUUCAUCCCUCACAACCCCUUUCUCCUUUCCUAAAACUUCAGUUGCUGAAGGGCACUGUGAUGUUUUACUUGUGUUGCUUUGCAGUUUGAUGAUGAUGAUGACCACAGUGAUGUGUGGAAUUUAUUUUCACAGCGUUUCAUAAGCAGCAACACUUUCAUUUGUUAACGUAUCUCCUUAUUGCAUAUUAUUAUUUUGCAUAAUUGUUCUAAUUUAUUCAAGGGGCCUGACAUGUUAUGGUCUUUUAAGUAUGUGCCUCUGGGACUUGAGGUUGUUGCCAUAUGGUGAGAUAGUGCUUCAUGACAACCUUUCAGCAACUGAAGAAUUCAACAGUGAAAUAAAUAUGAUAAUUUUAAGCAUUCCGUGAAAUCUUACACUUAACCACUUUGACUUGUCUUUUUCCUCAUAAUGCCAAGAUAACUACUGCUUGCAGACAAGCCAGGUUGAAACAGGUGUUUGAGUUUUGCAUCAGAUAUGUUAGUAAUGUAUUGAUUUUUAGUUGUCUUUGUAUGUGUAAUAACUUCAUUUUUAAGUGAGAGUUCGUGUUGACUUCUGAAGUCUCUAGGGGUAGUUAUUGCUCUGAGACUUAUAACUGAGCAACAGUGACUUUCAGGAAAAUUUGAGUUUAAUAUGGGAUUAGAAAAGAGUGAGUAGAAAUAAAAAAUUUGAAAAGAUUACUCUGAACAAAAAAAAAAUUGUUCCAGUUUAGAGAUGGGUAUUAAGAAAAUCUGACCAUUCAGAUGGAACCAAAGUGUAGGCUUUUCAUCAGCAAAAUUGUAAAGAAUUAUUUAUGAGAACUUAAAUGUACAACAUGCUUUCUGUUACAUUCCUGUUGUGUCCUCAGUGAUUUACCUACCAGAUAGGCAUAAUUUCAUUUUAUACAGAGAAAACAAGUUAGGAGAUACUACUUCUGGUUUACAAUUGAAACAGUCCAAUCAAACAGUCCAAUCAACCACAGUAAAUAUUUGCUUUUGGGAGCUUUGCACCUAUCAAAUUGCCAGAGAUUCUUUGUGUAGAAUGUGUAAUUUUUUGCCAGUGAAGUCUGCUAGCUAACAUCUUAGUUGUUUGCCUGUAAGGGGUGAUAUUUUCAUAUGCUUCUAAUCUUUUUUAUUUUGUAAUCCUUUUCUAUAGCUUACCUCACCCUCUUCAAAAUAUUUUUAAAUUGAGUAGCCUGUCUCCCAGGAAUUUCAUACUCUUGCCUGAAUCUUUGGAAGCUCAUAGGCCUAGAAAUGGGGAGCCUGUUUUUUGUGAGGUACAUCUUAAACUUCCUAGUAGGUGUUACAGCCCAUUAGAGUAUUUUUAUAAAAUAAUUCUUCAACAUUAGUUUCCUUCUCUCUACACACACAUACAUUAAUUUCAGUUAUAGCUGAUGGAACACUAAUUUACACUCUUCAGUGUGGGUGUGGAUCCUCAGUUAUUACAGGGAACUCUGAGACUCUAAGUAAGGUGUAAUAUAGAUGUACUUUGCAAUUCAAAUGAGACACUCCCUUAUAUUAACUAUUUUAUAUGAAAAUGUGACUCAGAAGUGCUUUUGUCCGUGAAAUGCACCCAAGUAAAAAUACAGAUGAAGAAGCGGUAGAACUUGGGUAUCUUUAUUCUCAGUUAAAAGACAAUAGAUUAUCAAAAAUCUGCUUGUCAGUGCUGUUGAUUUGGAACAACAGUAUGUUAAAAGAGAUUAACUGAGAAAGAUGGAAAUAAAGGAAUAGAACUGUAAAAUCAUCAAGAAAUUCAGUUGUAAGCUCUUCUAUUCAAAAGCCUGCUUCAUAUUCUUUCUGAUCUGUUUGCAUCUAUGCAGGUGAUAUAUGGUUUGUCUGCCGCAUAAAUGCUGAAAUUGGAAGUAGAUUUUUCUCCAAGUAAAUUUGCUUAGCCAUAAAUAGCCAUACAUUGAUUUUAUAAUUGUAUGUGUAUACAGAACCUAGUAUGUAAUUUUUUCUACUUUUUUUUUUUUUUUUUUGCUAGAAAGAAGGAUCAGUAGGCCUAUUUGGUUUUUUCCCCCUUUUGGUUUUUAAUCUUAUCACUUCUUUUAAUCUUUAGUGUGUUUCACAGUCUUUAACUUCAAAGUGUAAUUGCAGUGAUGCAGCUGCUUAAUGGAUUGCUACAUUUAAUAUUUUCCCCCCUAAGAGCAGUGUUUCUUCUUUGCAUCUCUAAUUGGAUCAUGCUGCUGCUGUCCCUGAUGGAAAUGCCAGGCUUCAUAUUCACCAUACACCUGAGCACAUGCUUACUCACUAGGCGUGGCCUUUAUUUUCCAUGCUGGUAGUGACUACAGCUACCGCAGCUGCUGCGGAACACUGCGCAUCCCAUCUCCCACUCGGCAGGCAGGCAGGAGAUGUUGGGGAAAUCUAUUCAAGACUCUUGGAUCACAGACCAGUAAUUCAGGGAGAAAUACGUUACUUCGUUAAAGAAUUUGAGGAAAAACGUGGCCUCCGAGAACUACGAGUACUUGAAAAUCUAAAGAAUACAAUCUUUGAAACAAAUGAACACGUUCUUCCUAAGUGUGAGCAGGCAAUGCAUGACAAUUUGAAUGAAACAUUCAAGAGAUUGCAAGCUGCCAACGACAUGAUCCAUAAACUCCAAGAGAAAGAGUGUGAAGUGAGAAAGCUUCAGGCAGACAGGGUGAUGGCUCGAGAAGAGAAGUGCAUCGCCCACUGGGAGGAAUUCAUGAAAGAACAGCAGAACAAACGUGCAGAGGUGGAUGAAGAGCACAGAAAAGCUAUGGAGCGCCUCAAAGAGCAGUAUUCUGAGAUGGAGAAGGAACUGGCCAAAUAUGUUUCCUUUUAAAACCUUUUUUAAUAAUGAUGGAUUUGUGCCAUUACUCAGUUUAUUCUGACUUAAACUGAGGUUCUUUUGGAAAGCUGAAACAGAUAAGAAAAAGGGAGAAUUUUCUCUACAGGCUUGGUAUGGGAAGAAAAGGUUUGCAUACUUUGAACUUAAGUGCCUAGCUCUGUUUGUUUGGUCCAGGGCAGAUGGAAUGCCAGUAUUUCUUUGCUGGAAAGUGGAACUGAAAAUUGUGUGACUGCAUCAGCUCAGGGAGUUGCAAACUGAAAUUCCCUCCCAUCAGCAGAGUAUCAUAUCAUUUAGGAAAACAGAGACUAAUGCAGAGACUAAUGUAAUAUUAACAAUCCCAGUGUGCAGCCACAGCCCUUUCCCUAAAAGUAGGUUAGUAGGUUCCAGCCAUAGUUGAGAAUUCACUGGGAAAACUAUAUAUCCUGCUUGUAGAUUUCAAGAAAAUAAACUUGUCUUACGGAAUAUUUUACUUUUAGCAAUAAAAGAUCUCAACAGAGUUUUAAAUCCAAUUGUAAUUCAAACUUUUGGGUUGUUCAGUAUUAUGAAAUAGAGCUGUGAUUGGAAAGGGUUUUGCUACCAUAAAAAUGGCUAAAUAAGCUUGGACAACAAUUUCUUUUUUUUUUUUCUCCAUGUAAUUGUCUCAGGCCUGUCUUUAAGCUUUACUGUUCUAAGCAAAGCCAAAACAAGCUUAGAAGUAAUCAUGAGAAGCAUAUCGGUCCUUGUAUUAGCUUUGUAGCUAGUACAGUAUUUACCUUAAAUAUUUAUCAUGCUUUUGGUUUACUUAGGAUAAGCUUGUCAGAACUUUAUGAAGCAAUUGAGGUAAGAUUUUUGGUUCUUUAUCAGCAUAACAAACGAGCAGAUUAGUGGUAAAAUGCCUGUAGUACUGAUCUGCUUUCUUAAGUCUUACAGGGGAUGUAAAACUCCUGUAUUGCUUUCUUUUAUUCAAAACUUGCAGUUUACAGCAAUGUAACUGAAGAAGUUAACUUAAUCAGUUCAUUAACCAAGGAAAAUGAGACUUAGUACCUUAAUGAAAUUUGCUGCAAGCUAACCGUUAGUACAGGAAAUAUCUUUCCAUAAUUUAGCUGGUGUCCAAUGUAGAAUGGAAACAGGCAAAAAUAAACAGAAUUUACGCUUUACCUGUAUUGCAGCAGUAAUAUACCAACAAUGGUUGCUUGUAUAAGCUUAUGGCUUGGUGUCAAGGCUCCGUUCCUGGCAGCAUGUUGAUAGUGUGAUUAAAGUUAGUAGAGGAGAUGGAAUAAGUAUUUGAGAUUUCUUUCAAUAACACUGAAUUCCUGCCAAGCUACUCUGCCUGCUACUGUAGACCCAACAGCUUCAUCAAUCAUCAGCAUGUAUCUGGACUGAAAAGAGGACUUGCCAACCGUGGGACAUGCUGGAAUGUUGUUAAUUCUCUGUUGUGGAUGGAAAAAACAUAGAUGUCUGUCUCAAAGGUAUCCCACACAUGAAAAAUAGGAAAGCCUCUUUUAGAACAACUCCUAUCUGAAUAGAAGGUGACUUCUUGUAGUAUUUCUCAGUUUAUGAUGAAUGUUGUAACUAAGCUCAGACUUUUCAUUUAAAAAGAAAAAGUUAGUUCUUGCGUGUCUUUAGAAUCGGGUGUGGAAUAAUUUCAUUUGGAGCACAGAUUGGAAGUGGCUUCCCUCUUACCAGAUUAUUUGAUGUAUAUGUGCUCAUAGAAUCCUCAAAGCCCAAAUAUCUUUGUAACAAAAUGCAUUUAACUGCAAACUGAAUUAAUUUUUAUUUUUGCACUGAUAAUUUUUAUUGAGAUAUAGAUAUCUAAUUAACUGUGCACUGGAUUUUAGUAUUUCAUCAAUUUGAGGGCUCUUAAGCAGUGAUACAAGUGUUACAAGCUGGAUAUUCACUAGAAAAUAAAGUGAUAUUUCCCAAACCUUC